This is a messenger RNA of Cylicocyclus nassatus, 2514 nucleotides long. The record is from the annotation of a GenBank genome assembly. Lineage: Eukaryota; Metazoa; Nematoda; Chromadorea; Rhabditida; Strongylidae.
AUGAAGAGUGUCAUCAAUAUGACAUCUGCAAUUAGCUUUUUACUGAGUGCUCCAUGUCUUCCGGCUCUACUAUCCUACACUCUAUUUCCAUAUCUAGGGCGAACACUACCUUCUCAAGCGAUCUUGGACUAUAUCUGUGAGUUAAAAAACAUCCGUGAAAAGGAUUAUCUUGGACUACGAUAUCAAGACCACAACAAGCACCGUUACUGGGUUGACCUAUCUCGGCCAAUAUCCCAUAUCGCAAAGCAGUUCAAAUCCGAUUCAUUAGCUCUUCGCUUGCGUUUCCGCUACUAUCCGGCCGAGCCAUCACAUUUGAGGGAAGAUGUCAGCAGGUACCAGCUGUUCAUGCAAUUGCAACGUGACUUAUUACAUGGACGUCUUUAUUGUCCACAGAAUCAAUCGGCUGAGCUCGCUGCGCUCAUCUUACAGGCUCAAUUAGGUGAUUGUAAUGAAGCAAUACAUACUGGCAACUAUGUCUCACAAUAUAAACUUCUGCUCAAGCAAACUCCACGGAUAGAAGAAAAAAUAGCAGAGAUUCACAAGUCUUUGAGUGGAAAGUCCACAUCAGCAGCUGAACUAGAAUUCUUGGAGAAAGCUAGCAAACUUGAUACGUACGGGUUCGAUCCAUAUACUGUCAAGGACCCCAAGGACCCUAAUCAUGCUGUUUACAUUGGCGUAACGCACAAAGGUAUUUUGAUAUAUCAAGCAAGCCAGAAAGUGCACCACAUUCCAUGGUCUCAACUAUCAAAGGUAGAUUAUGUCGGAAAAGAACUAUACAUCUAUCCGACUGAGGCAUACGUGCCACCCACUAUCAAUGGCACUAUCGAUGACGGUGUCAACAACAAACAUAAGGAUCGCAAGUCACGAUUAGUGCUAAAAUAUCAAUGCCCAUCUGGAACGUUUGCGAAACAUCUCUGGAACCACAUACUGAGUCAACAAGCGUUCUUCAACGAGCAGAGUGCAUUGAUGAUUAAGCCAAAGUUCUCGAAACCAAGGAUCCCCCUGCUUUCUCGUGGUUCCACAUUCCGAUUUCCAUCUCGUCGAGUUCUUCGUGAGAUCGAAAGCACCGACAUCGCGUCAGACAGCGAGCUCAACACCAACGGCCCAGCUUUUGUGCGAUUCGAAUUACCUCGCCAAGAACCGCGAAAGGAGCAGCCAUGGUUGAUAGAACAACCGGCAUGGUUGAAACAAUACCACACAUUACCAAAUCUUAAAGUCAAUCACAACAACAAUGAAGUCAAAGUUGAGCAAAAAUCACCUGUAGUGGAGUUUACAACCAUAACGACCACUGUGUCGAACUCGAAAUCGGCACCGCUCGAUCUACAGGCUUCUCCAGCCCCAUCAUCACCCGUACAAGAUUUUCCAUCCACUUCCUCUGUACAUGAUGAUAAAACACCAUCGCAUGAUCAAACGCCAACCACUGCAACGACGAUGCCGGACUAUAAGCCGUGGAAGAAUGAGAAUGUCCCUGAGCCAGAUGAGUCACUCAAAGCAAACAUACAAGGAGAUACUCUUGAAGUUCCAUCUGCUUCGGUUUCCCAGCCGUUAUUAGAAUCGAAUGCAGAAGAAAAUCAAGUAAAUGGAACGGCAUCAAAUGUUUCCAAAAAUGGAUCACUACAACUAGUGGAGCAUACCAAUAACAUUACUCAACGUUCAAGUGCUGGUCAACGAUGUGCCAACGUAUUUUUCUCAACGUUUCUCAUACUCCUAUUGCUCUUAGCUAUGUCAAUAGCACUAUUUGAGCGUAACGAUACAUCAGACUGGAUCGAGAAUACGGCCUGGUUGUCACAUGUUCGGCACUCGUACUAUGAACCAGCUCGUCACGUCCUUUUGGACAAAUAUCACACCUUCUUUCUACGCUAAUUAGCCUGGUGUUGGAGCGCCGAGGUGCUGCUGCUGUUUCCAUUCCCCCACCCGUUGUCGCGUACCUCGCUGAAUUUCCCGGACUUUGCUGAAGAGUACUCGCUUUCCUCUGGCUGAUGAUCGCGACCCACCAUUGAUGAGGACCACAAAUUCUACUUACGAAUUUCUUAUAACAUGCUGUGUGAAUAUCCUCAUCACAUGCACACGAAUCUAAUUUCACGGAUUUUUUUAUUCUUGCGGAUUUUCUCAUUUAUAACAUUGUCAGUUGCACGCAAAUACAUAUCUUCAUAAAAAGCUUAUACGAACAAUGCGAAAUUCUUGCACUUUGGUUUUGUCAUUUGCGAUAUGGCUGCUUGUUUGACUGUGCUUUCUAUGACAGAACUUCUGCUACUACUAUUGUCUCUAUUGGGCCUGAAUAUACCAGAUAUUUUGCUCCAACGAUGACUGAUUCAAACCGCUCGAUGGCCAAGUCUUGCCCCAAAAAGCGGUUCCAUUAUUUGUGUCUGUACAACGCCUAAUGUUUAGGUCCAUAUUUUGCAAUUUUUCGUCUUUAUAGUUCAUUGAUUUGUAUCCGGUUCCCCUUUGUUCCUAGGUUGAGAUGUAUAAUACGGCUCUGAUAUUCCCUUAUUUUUACUUUACAUUAGUGAAAUG